GAUCAGAAAAAGUUAUAAAUAGAGGUGGAGCAUUCGAUUGUUUCUUCGACACACAGGCGGAGAGAGGAGCAACAUGGCGUCGACAAGCCGCGGAGAUGGCCUGACCCUUCCAAGAGUUCAGUGUCCCAACCACCCUGAUGCCAUACUGGUGGAGGACUACAGAGCAGGAGACAUGAUCUGCCCUGAAUGCGGCCUUGUAGUAGGUGACCGUGUUAUCGACGUAGGCUCAGAGUGGAGAACGUUCUCCAAUGAGAAAGCCCUCAAAGAUCCCUCCAGAGUGGGAGACGCCCAGAACCCGCUGCUCAACGGGGGCGACCUCACCACCAUGAUCAGCAAGGGAACCGGCGCAGCUAGUUUUGAUGAAUUCGGUAACUCCAAGUACCAGAACCGGCGGACCAUGAGCAGCUCUGACCGGGCCAUGCUCAACGCCUUCAAAGAAAUCAGCACCAUGGCCGAUCGCAUCAACCUGCCAAGGAACAUCAUCGACAGAACAAACAACUUAUUCAAGCAGGUUUAUGAACAGAAGAGCCUGAAGGGCCGAGCCAACGAUGCCAUCGCCUCGGCCUGUCUCUACAUCGCCUGCAGACAAGAAGGUGUACCGAGAACAUUCAAAGAGAUCUGUGCCGUCUCUCGGAUCUCCAAGAAGGAGAUCGGAAGGUGCUUCAAGCUGAUCCUGAAGGCGCUCGAGACCAGCGUGGACCUCAUCACCACCGGAGACUUCAUGUCUCGUUUCUGCUCAAACCUGGGUCUGCCCAAGCAGGUGCAGAUGGCGGCCACCUACAUCGCCAGGAAGGCCGUGGAGCUCGACCUGGUGCCCGGCAGAAGCCCCAUCUCAGUGGCUGCAGCCGCCAUCUACAUGGCCUCCCAGGCCUCCGCAGAGAAGAAGACCCAGAAGGAAAUCGGGGAUAUCGCCGGUGUUGCAGACGUUACGAUCCGACAGUCAUACCGACUCAUCUACCCACGCGCUGCAGAACUCUUCCCUCCAGACUUCAAAUUCGACACACCUGUCGACAAGCUGCCCCAACUGUGAAGACGUUUUUCUGCUGUACUUACAGGAUUGUAUUCUCUUUAAAAAAUCACGAUUGUGUUGGGUUUGGAAGAUUUCCCUUGUCCCUCCUCAGACUUCUUGCCUUUUGUCGAGGCGUCCUCACAGGAAUAAAACGGACACAUUCCAGUGCUUAAUUAAACAGCUUGCAGACUGUUCUUACAGUAUUUCAUUUGAGUGUAUAUACUGAAUCAUGUAUAUAUGUCCAAGUUGGAAAAUGUAAUUGAUGCUUGCAAUUUUAGGCUGGUUUCAUACUGUAUACAUAAUACUUUUGUUUUUGUAGAAAAAUGACCUGGUUCGAAUUGUUCCAAGUAAUUUAAAAGAUUUUCAUUAAGGCAUGGUAAUGAGCUCAAGGUUUGAAUAACAUUAAAUAUUUGUUUACAUUGAACCUGUUUUACUACUCUGGUCUUUCAAAGAUUAAAAACUCUUUGUGAGCUCUGAAACACAUCGAAACUUCCUCACAAUGAGUUUCGAGCGUGAACAAAAGGCAGAUUAGUUUCUAAACACCCAGAGUGUAUUCAUUGACGGGUACAAAUAAAAGCAAAUCCACUAUUACAAAUGUUUAAUUUGUGCAUUUAUGAUGGGCAACUGCAGAAAUGCCUUUUUGUUUUGUUUUUUACACCGGUGAUUUGCAACAGUUGUGACUGAGUAUUUGUGUACCAUCUAUAAAGUCUUCUUCUGUUCUGGCAACAUGCACAAGCAAAGAAUAAAAAACAACUUUGUACAA
Messenger RNA from Anarrhichthys ocellatus (wolf-eel), 1772 nucleotides. RefSeq names its product general transcription factor IIB (gene gtf2b). Gene Ontology annotation, biological process: transcription initiation at RNA polymerase II promoter; RNA polymerase II core complex assembly; transcriptional start site selection at RNA polymerase II promoter. Gene Ontology annotation, cellular component: nucleus; transcription preinitiation complex. Gene Ontology annotation, molecular function: RNA polymerase II core promoter sequence-specific DNA binding; acetyltransferase activity; RNA polymerase II general transcription initiation factor activity. Lineage: Eukaryota; Metazoa; Chordata; Actinopteri; Perciformes; Anarhichadidae. The transcript is spliced from 7 exons. The record is from RefSeq and is a predicted model, not a curated record. Bases 74 to 1030 code for a protein of 318 amino acids.